AUGAGCAACAAGUUCGCUCCCUUCGACAGGGUCGACCUCACGUACAAAGUCAUCAAUACCCAAUCUCUCAAUUCAUCGAUCCUGAUUCCAAAGUCACUCCAAGGUAAACUAAGCGGCGAGUACCCGGUUCUAGUCUAUUGGCAUGGCGGUGGAUUCAUCAUCGGAGACCGCAUGUACGAAGGCUGGUUUGCGCCAUGGAUGCUGGAUCUAUGCCUCUCCAAAGACUCAAUCAUCAUUUCCCCCGACUACAGGCUCAUCCCCGAGUCCAACGCCGCGGAUAUCCUUUCCGAUGUUGAAGCCUUCUGGAUCUGGCUCCGCAAUACCCUCCCGACAGAAAGCUCCACCUGGCACGCUCGCCCGGACCUUUCUCGGGUCGCAUGCGCAGGGACUUCAGCAGGUGGCUAUCUCGCGGUGCAAUCAUCGCUUCUUUUCCCGCAGCUCUCGCAAAUAAGAGUCUUGCUGUCGAUCGCGGGCUCCCUCUACACCGAUAUCCCGCAUUAUAAAGUCCCUGGACCAAAACUGAUCCUAGGGAAGAGGCCGCCGCCACCACGAAAGGCCGAGAUCAUUAUACGAGAAUAUACGAGGAAUAUGAAAGAGGGGGUGAUUAGGACGAGUGGCGAUGCGGUUGAGAUGUGGGAAUUCUUGACGUGUGUCUUGCAGCAGGCCUACUUGCCUAGAUGGUUGGGGUUGAAGGCAGAUGACAAGCUUGAUGUGAUGAAGAUGAUAGAGAAGGUUGAUUCUUUGCCCCCCAUCUGGCUUGUUCAGGGAGGGGAGGACUCUGUGGUUCCAUCGGUGUGUGCUACAGGGUUUGCGGAUCGACUAAAGGUGACCUUGCCUGAAGUACCGGUUUUGUUAAGUCUUCAGAAGGGAGAUCAUGGAUUCGAAGUCAUGCAUACUGCGGAAGAUGACUGGGUUAAAGAAGGACUGGAAUUUAUCAGAAAACAUUGGCCAUGA
Aspergillus melleus is the source of this 954-nucleotide messenger RNA. RefSeq names its product alpha/beta hydrolase. Lineage: Eukaryota; Fungi; Ascomycota; Eurotiomycetes; Eurotiales; Aspergillaceae. The transcript has 3 exons. The record is from RefSeq and is a predicted model, not a curated record. Gene Ontology annotation, molecular function: hydrolase activity. The coding region runs from base 1 to 954 and encodes 317 amino acids.